AUGGGUGUAGAUGACUAUGAGGAAAUUCUCAAGUACUAUGAAUUAUAUGAAACAGUUGGGACAGGUGGCUUUGCAAAGGUGAAACGAGGUCGCCAUCUCCUUACUGGUGAAAAAGUUGCAAUCAAAAUCAUGGACAAAUUGGCUUUGGGGGGUGAUUUACCUCGUGUUAAAACUGAAAUUGAUGCAAUGAAGAACUUGAGUCACCAGCAUAUUUGCCGAUUAUACCAUGUGAUAGAGACAUCCAAGAAGAUAUUCAUGGUCUUGGAGUAUUGUCCUGGAGGAGAGCUGUUUGAUUAUAUAAUCUCCAAGGAUCGCCUUUCAGAAGAGGAAGCUCGUAUAUUUUUCCGUCAGAUUGUUUCAGCAAUUGCUUAUGUGCACAGUCAGGGGUAUGCCCACAGGGAUCUCAAACCAGAGAACUUGCUGAUUGAUGCGGAGCAUAACUUGAAGCUGAUAGACUUUGGUCUCUGUGCAAAGCCAAAGGGUGGCCUGGAUUACCAGCUGAACACAUGUUGUGGGAGCCCAGCUUAUGCAGCACCAGAGUUAAUUCAGGGCAAAGCUUACAUUGGCUCAGAGGCAGAUAUAUGGAGCAUGGGGGUUCUCUUGUAUGCUCUGCUGUGUGGCUUUCUCCCGUUUGAUGAUGAGAAUGUCAUGGCGCUCUACAGGAAGAUAAUGAGAGGAAAAUAUGAGGUUCCAAAAUGGCUUUCUGCUAGCAGUAUACUGCUUCUACACCAGAUGCUGCAGGUGGAUCCAAAGAAGCGAAUUACAGUUAAACAUCUCUUGCAUCAUCCGUGGCUCAUGCAGGAUUACUCCUAUGCUGUUCAGUGGCAAAGCAAAUACCCGCUUGGGCAUCUUGAUGAUGACUGCAUAAUAGAACUUUCAGUGUUCCAUAAAUGCAGCAGGCAAAGUAUGACUAAGUUAAUUUCAGAGUGGAAAUAUGAUCAAAUAUCAGCAACAUACCUCUUGCUUCAAUCCAAGAAGGCUCAUGGUAAGCCUGUCCGUCUAUGGCUUCCCUCUCUAGCAGUAGAACACACUAGCAUCACACCAUCCAGAGAACUGAAGUCUAAAAAGACUUACGAAGAUGUGGAAGACUGUAAGGAAAUGCCCUGUGCAUUUGGAUCCAUGGAAUUUUCAGAUGAUGCGCUUUACGAGGAAUCUCCAUUUGCAGGCUUUGCUCUAUAUACACCCAAAACAAAGCAGCAUUCAAAGCAUCAGACACCAUUGGAUAGUGUAGAAUUUACACCACCUCCAUCUCCAGUGGCAAGAAGAGCAGCAUCAAAGAAAAGCGAAAACAAAGAGAAUUCUGACUUGGCAUUUACUAUCAAGAAUGAAGAGCCAUUUGUGCUUCCUGCACCGAAGACUCCUCUUAGUAAGAGCCAGAAGGAGAAGAGGAUGCAAACUACACCAAAUCAAGCACUUCCCUCCACAGGUAGAAGUCAGUGCCCUAAAGACACCCCAAUUAAGAAACCCACAAGUCCAGCAAGUACAAGUGAAAUGGCUGCAGCAGUCAUUAGCCCAGAAAGACGGUGUCGCUCAGUAGACAUGGAUCUUAAUCAAGUUCAUGUGGAUAGUGGCCAAAAGAAGAAAAGAGCCAAAAUGUUUGGAAGUCUGGAAAGAGGCUUGGAUAAAAUGAUCACAAUGCUUACACCAGGCAAAAGGAAAGGAUCCACAAGAGAUGGCCCAAGGAAAUUGAAGGCUCAUUACAAUGUGACCACAACUAAACUACUGAAUCCAGACCAGCUAUUGAAUGAACUAAUUACCAUCCUCCCAAAGAAACAUGUUGACUAUGUACAGAAGGGCUACACCCUGAAAUGUCAAACACAGUCAGAUUUUGGCAAAGUGACGAUGCAAUUUGAGCUAGAAGUGUGCCAGCUUAGUAAACCUGAAGUAGUGGGUAUCAGGAGGCAACGGCUUAAAGGCGAUGCAUGGGUCUACAAGAGACUAGUGGAAGAUAUCCUAUCUAGCUGCAAGAUGUAA
Molecule: messenger RNA, 1974 nt
Organism: Emys orbicularis (European pond turtle)
Lineage: Eukaryota; Metazoa; Chordata; Testudines; Emydidae
Gene: MELK
Product: maternal embryonic leucine zipper kinase
Exons: 17
Coding region: 1-1974 (657 amino acids)
Biological process (GO): protein phosphorylation; intracellular signal transduction
Cellular component (GO): cytoplasm
Molecular function (GO): ATP binding; protein serine/threonine kinase activity
Source: RefSeq, a predicted model, not a curated record